CUUGCGCUGUGUAGAACGUUGAUAUCGGAAUAAUGCCGUGUUUAAAAAUAUUAACAAAUAUCUCCAGUUAUAAAAUACCAAGGGAUUUUGUUGAUAAAAUAAUCCCAGUUCUGGCAAAAGCGGUAAAGAAAGAUGUUAACAAAUUUAUAUGUGUAAUAACAGGAGAUUGUCAAAUGUCGUUCGGCGGCGAAUCGUCAGAGCCCAGUGCUAUUGCUACUUUAGAAUCUAUUGGUAAUCUCGGUUCGAAAGAAAAUAGAGAGAUCGUUAGAGAAUUGUCCAAAUACUUGGAAAAGGAACUUAAAGUCAAACCCGAAAGAUUUUUCUUGACCUUUUAUGAUUUACUACCACACAACGUUGCCAAAGGAGGUGUUACUGUUGAGGAAAUUGGAGCAUGAAAACAUUGUACAAGCGAAAAAAAUUACGUUGUUUAUUAACAAUGUAUUCAUACCAAAAUAGAACUGA
Papilio machaon (common yellow swallowtail) is the source of this 462-nucleotide messenger RNA. Its product is annotated as macrophage migration inhibitory factor. Gene Ontology annotation, molecular function: phenylpyruvate tautomerase activity; cytokine activity. The record is from RefSeq and is a predicted model, not a curated record. Lineage: Eukaryota; Metazoa; Arthropoda; Insecta; Lepidoptera; Papilionidae. The coding region runs from base 33 to 395 and encodes 120 amino acids. The transcript is spliced from 3 exons.